This is a messenger RNA of Melanotaenia boesemani (Boeseman's rainbowfish), 692 nucleotides long. RefSeq names its product NOP10 ribonucleoprotein homolog (yeast) (gene nop10). NCBI's taxonomy places the organism in Eukaryota, Metazoa, Chordata, Actinopteri, Atheriniformes, Melanotaeniidae. Gene Ontology annotation, cellular component: box H/ACA snoRNP complex; box H/ACA telomerase RNP complex. The record is from RefSeq and is a predicted model, not a curated record. Gene Ontology annotation, biological process: rRNA pseudouridine synthesis; snRNA pseudouridine synthesis; ribosome biogenesis. Gene Ontology annotation, molecular function: telomerase RNA binding; box H/ACA snoRNA binding.
ACCGGAUAUCCGCCCUGUUUUUCUGGCCCUGGGAAAAUUUGCUACACGUGGGGUUCAGACAUAAAACUUGACGUGUUUGCUGCAAACUUCUAUAUAUUUUUACAGUCUGUAAAGUUGAGUUUAUUAUUUUUUCCCCACAAAGCUUUGAAUCAACAGUUCGUCGUGAUGUUUCUGCAGUAUUACUUAAAUGAGAGCGGGGACAGAGUCUACACUCUGAAGAAGGUUAAUCCGGACGGACAGCCCACUAGCUCAGCUCAUCCGGCUCGGUUCUCCCCAGAUGACAAGUUCUCCCGACAUCGAGUGGCAGCUAGAAAACGCUUCGGCAUUUUGCUCACCCAGCAGCCCAAGCCUGUUCUGUGACGGAGCGGAGACGACGGCGAGAAGAUGGAUGGGGAUCGGAUCAAGAGAUAGCAGGAUGAAGGUCAAGAUGAGGCUGCAAGCACAGAAGACAACUCCUGGCCUAAAUUAAAGGGACUAUUGGUGUCUUGGAUAAUGUGCAACUACGAUUUACAUGUCUUUGAUUAGCAUUCAUCUAAGGUUAUUUUAAUUUCCUUAUGUGACAUAAGUGUUUUCUUGAUGGUUUGUAUUCAGUCAUACCUGUGUUUGAAAUUCAGGUCAAAUAACUUGUUAAAACUGAACUAUUAAAAGUGAAUUGCCCAUUUUCUUUUUGCGAAAAUAAAUAUUUCACAAGC